This is a messenger RNA of Amphibalanus amphitrite, 966 nucleotides long. RefSeq names its product histamine H2 receptor-like. Gene Ontology annotation, molecular function: G protein-coupled serotonin receptor activity; neurotransmitter receptor activity. Gene Ontology annotation, biological process: chemical synaptic transmission; G protein-coupled receptor signaling pathway, coupled to cyclic nucleotide second messenger. The coding region runs from base 1 to 966 and encodes 321 amino acids. Gene Ontology annotation, cellular component: membrane; dendrite. The record is from RefSeq and is a predicted model, not a curated record. NCBI's taxonomy places the organism in Eukaryota, Metazoa, Arthropoda, Thecostraca, Balanomorpha, Balanidae. The transcript has a single exon.
AUGGCUGUGAAGAUAUUGAUCGGCUCCCUGCUCGGUCUGCUGAUUGUGACCACGUCUGGGGUGCUGCCGGUGGUGGUGGCUCGCUACCAGCACCUCCGCACGGCCACCAAUUACCACCUCUGCAUCAUGAGCAUCGCCGACUGCGUGGUGGGGCUCCUCUUCAUCUUCUACCCGUGGAUGAGGACCUUCUGGCCGUCCCUCGCCUUCUCGGGCGUCCUGUGCGCCCUUCUACUGCUCGUCAACUUGGCCUGUUCGACUGUCUCGAACGUCACCAUGUUCUGGUUGGCGCUGGACAGGCGCACGGCCGUCCGCAACCCUCUGCUUUACCCUCUUCUGGUCACCAGGCUCACGGUACGACGUCAGCUCCUGCAGACACUGGGGCUCGUCAUGCUGCUCGCCGGAUACGUCAUCACCUCGCGUCUCCUAACUGACCCCUCCUUCCCGGACGAGAUCUCCCAAUGCUUUCUCUCUUGGCAGCUGGUCUUAGGACAUAUCGGUACGCUGGUCAACAACGGCGUCAACCUGGUGGUCAGCUGCGCCACGAUCUUCCUCUGCGUGGAAGUGCUGCUCGUGGCGCGUCGCACGUUGCGCUCCAACGUGGCGGCACUGCCGCACGAGCUGGCCGAACGUGCACGGCUGCGAAAGCACGUGCGCACGUUCUACUAUCUGCUGCGAGUGAUGGUGCUGUACGGCGUCUGCCUGAUUCCGUUCAGUGUUUCCUCGCUCCUGAAGGCCUUCAUGGGCCUCAAGGCCUCUCUGGAAGAUGGGGCGACGCCUGGCGGAGGCGCGGAGGCCGCCAGUGUCCUCACCAUGGACUCCGAAGAACCUCAGAUCUGGUUUGUCGUUCUGACGGUGCUGCGCGGUUCGUUCCACCUCGUCGACUCCUGGCUGUUCUGCAGCAGUCCAGAGCUGAGACAUGCCAUCCUGCACUACUUCGGAGGCGACCGUUUCGAUCUUUACCCAUAG